CAUCCAAUCACCAUAAACUCUUCAUGGAAGCAGACAUCAUGAACAGAAGGGUCCUGAAAGCAAGCUGUAGUACAAGCAGACCAGACCAGUAGGGUGUUGCACCAUUGACAGGAUGAAGAACAAAGCAACAAGAGGUGAACAAACAAACAGGAGUCAAUGCCACAGAAAAAAACAAUCUGGAAUUUAAACUGGUGAUGCCAAACACUAAGGUGCAGUUUCCCAGCUCUGCUACAGCCAUCAUACAACACCUUGAGCAAAUCACCCGGCCCCCAUUCCCAUCUGCAACAAGGGAAAAACAAUUUUUUCACCAUUAUUUAUUAGUUCAUUAAUUCAGUGGGGCAGGAAAUAUGUCAUGUAGCUUAAUGCAGUAGGAUCCUAAUUUUGUAGGACUUUGCUUAGAUACCUACAGACCCUAGUACUUCUAUACUCAUCAUCAUUACUACAGAUCUUCAGAACAGCUGAAUGCAGAGUAUAUAUAAAUUUGACCAAGUAUAUGAAGGGGAAGCCCACUUUAGAAAUCGAAGAGGAGUUAUUGAAUUAGCUGGAGCCAUUAGAUGUACUACAGGACGAUCUCCUUUUGCCUACCUACGUUACGGAUGCUACUGUGGUCUGGGAGGAAGAGGAUGGCCCAAGGACAGAGUAGACUGGUGCUGCUUUAACCAUGACUGCUGCUAUGGGAAGGCAGAACAAGCAGGUUGUCACCCAAAGACAGAAAAUUACUACUGGGAAUGUGAUGACAAUGCUGCUGUGUGUGAAUCACUAGAGGACAAAUGUCAAAAAAUGGCAUGUGAAUGUGACCGUGAAGCUGCCAAAUGUUUUUCUAAAGCUCCCUAUCAUACAAAAUACCUUUUGUGGCCAGACUUUAUGUGUGGUGAGAUUCAGCCUUUGUGUAGGCAUUAGAUAUACAGCAUCAGUCUUUAUGAAAACUCCUUAUGUAUUUAAAUCUAAAAUGACUUUUUUUUUUGUCACAGUAGUGACAACGAAUUAUUUUCCCCUUUCUUGAUCCUUCUUCUUGCUGCCUCAGCCUCUCCAUCCCAGAAUGGCCAAAGUAAACAUUUAUCCCCUUAUUUACCUUCUGCAGUGCACAGACUAAAAGCAAAUUCAUUAGUUCUGUGUAAGCUUUUAUUGACUGAACAGGAAUUUACCUGUUUGAAGGAGUAACUGACUUAAUUUUGUUUCUAUUCAGAUUCACAGAUUUUUCAGAUUCAUAGUAUCAUUCGCUAAAGUUUUCAUCCCCUCUCCGCUGCCUCCAAGAUACAAAUCAAACUUUUACGCAAACAUUUACCUUAACAUUUGUUAACUUUGAACUGACUGGAAGAAAUGCAAGUGACAGCGUCACUACAAAGAGCCCUCUCAUCUGUAUUAAACACUUACUAUGUAGCCUAAUUUAACUUCUGCAUCUUUCACCUUAAGUAGUCCUACCUAUAUUAAAAAAUGCCUAAUAUAAUUAUUUUUUUUCUAGCAUUUACUUUUUAAAUACAGUUUUCUAAAAAGUUGUUGAUUUGAUAUGAUUCAGGCUCCUUACUGUAUGUACAUCUUGAGUUUCCUGUGGGCAUAGGGAGCAGUUCUACCCUUAAAACUUCAGAGCCAGAUUUAAAAGUGAAAAUGCAAACCAUCACCAAGACAGAUACAUGAAAAAAGUAUCAGUCGCUGUGACCAACUGCCUUUCCCAUAAGCACUGGGUCUUGGACACUGUGAGUCUGCAAAGUCCAGAAGUGUAUAUACCUCAUAAGGAGGUAAAGAUGGUUUUAGUUAAGAGUCACUUCAUAGUUUUUUGAAACCUUUUAGGAAGAGAAAUCAGUAACAUGAAUUGCUGAAUAAUACACUUCUUCAUAACUUCCAUUUUUAACAGUUUAAGAUCAGGAGUAUUUGAUGUCUACUUUCACCCACCUCAACUUACUUAAAGGUGCACUCUGUAGCCCCGCAUAAGUCAAAGCUAAUGACAAGUACUUCAAUAUAUAUUAAAAAAAAAAAAAAAAGCGCACUUCUUUAGGAAGGAUGAAGAUUUCAAAAGAGAUCUUUAAUCUUUAACAACAUUCAUAGGUAAAUGUAAAGUUUAUACUAAUGAUACAAAUGAAAAAAACCCAAACAAACCAAUGUAGAACGCAAAGGGACAAAGCUCCUGAAAAAUCUAACUUUUGCUUCAGUCAAAAAACAUACACUAACAAAUGGCAAUCCCAUUUACACAAAAUAAUUUUCCUGUCAAUAUUCGCUUACAGACCUAGGUACACACAUUAUAUUGCAGCAAGAUGUAAUUACAGUGUCAGGUCACUUUUCCAAAAUAAUCCUUUUUUAAGAGAUAAUCUUGAAUUUAAGAAUUAGCAACAGACUUCAAGAGGAGCACAUUACAGAAGCUAUUGAUGAAGUCUAACUGAUCUGAAUAAAAAAAAAUUUAAAUGGCAAUCACCACAUUUUCCAAAAGACAAGAAAACUCAAGCAGUCUUUGCGCCUUCAACAGCGGGAAUUUUAGAACAAACUCUCCUGUGAGACUGUGUAUUUGACAAUCACAUCUUUACAUGUAAAGUAGACUGGAAACACUGAAGUAUUUUCAGUAUCAAGCCUAUCCAGGAAGAUCUUUCCUUUGGCAAACUUCAGUUGAGGAACACACUGCUAAGUUGUU
Messenger RNA from Athene cunicularia (burrowing owl), 2620 nucleotides. It is a transcript of the gene PLA2G10, whose product is annotated as phospholipase A2 group X. Gene Ontology annotation, molecular function: phospholipid binding; calcium ion binding. The record is from RefSeq and is a predicted model, not a curated record. NCBI's taxonomy places the organism in Eukaryota, Metazoa, Chordata, Aves, Strigiformes, Strigidae. Gene Ontology annotation, biological process: phospholipid metabolic process; arachidonate secretion; lipid catabolic process. The coding region runs from base 463 to 900 and encodes 145 amino acids. The transcript has 5 exons.